Messenger RNA from Xiphophorus couchianus (Monterrey platyfish), 3352 nucleotides. Its product is annotated as F-box/WD repeat-containing protein 7-like. Gene Ontology annotation, biological process: ubiquitin recycling; proteasome-mediated ubiquitin-dependent protein catabolic process. The record is from RefSeq and is a predicted model, not a curated record. The transcript is spliced from 13 exons. Gene Ontology annotation, molecular function: ubiquitin binding. Gene Ontology annotation, cellular component: cytoplasm; nucleus. Bases 270 to 1946 code for a protein of 558 amino acids. Lineage: Eukaryota; Metazoa; Chordata; Actinopteri; Cyprinodontiformes; Poeciliidae.
GCGGCGCAGAGAGGCUUGUCCCUGCGUGUUCGUGCGGGAGGUCGAGCCUCACAGAUCCGGAACCGGGAGAGACAGAGAGAGAGAGACAGAGAGAGAGAGAGAGAGAGAGAGGUUCCGUCCGUGGAUCCCGCAGCGGCCGCAGCUCCAGCUCUGCGUGGAUUCUUUAAUCGAUCCGCGAUCGCUCCGAUGGAUCAGUGAGGCGUCUGGAUCUGCGUGUUUCUGCGUGAAUUUCUGCGUGUUUGCCGGCGGUUCGGAGAGGUUCUGCGGCCAUGGGUUUCUACGGCACCCUGAAGCUCAUCUUCUACAAGAUGAAGAGGAAGCUGGAUCACGGUCCAGAUGGCCGGCCGUUCCCCUCAGGAAAGAAGCACUGCAAGGGGAACGGGUACCUCAGCCCCUCCAGUCUGGCUCAGGCCACGCCCACUACCUUCGGCGACCUGCGGCUGGCCAAUGGGCAUUCAGCUCAGCGCCGACGCGUCAACUCCGGCCCGCCUCCCUCUGGGCUGCAGGACUGGCUUCUCACCUUCCAGACGUGGAGCGGCCCGGAGAGGCUGCUGGCUCUGGACGAGCUGAUCGAUCGGUGCGAGACCAGCCAGGUGAAGCACAUGAUGCAGGUGAUCGAGCCUCAGUUCCAGAGAGACUUCAUAUCUCUGCUCCCCAAAGAGCUCGCCCUGUACGUGCUCACCUUCCUGGCCCCGAGGGACCUGCUGCAGGCGGCGCAGACCUGCAGGUACUGGAGGAUCCUGGCCGAAGACAACCUGCUGUGGCGGGAGAAAUGCCGUGAGGAAGGCAUAUCAGACGGCGUGCCGUAUCGUCGUAGAGAGAGCGUUCGCCCCGACGCUUCGUUCAGCCCGUGGAAAUCCGUCUACAUCAGACAGCAUCGCAUAGAGACCAACUGGAGGAUGGGCGACACGGGGGAACCCAUGGAGCUGAAAGGCCACGAUGAUCAUGUGAUCACCUGCCUCCAGUUCAGUGGCGACCUGAUCGUCAGCGGCUCGGAUGACAACACGCUCAAAGUCUGGUCGGCCGUCACUGGGAAGUGCCUGCGCACGCUGGCGGGCCACAGCGGCGGCGUGUGGUGCAGUCAGAUGGCCGGCGCCACGGUGAUCAGCGGCUCCACCGACCGGACGCUGCGGGUCUGGGACGCCGAGAGCGGCGAGUGCGUCCACGCCCUGUACGGCCACACGUCCACGGUGCGCUGCAUGCACCUGCACGGCGAAAGGGUGGUGUCUGGUUCCCGGGACACGACGCUGCGCGUGUGGGACGUGUCGACGGGCCGCUGCGAACACGUGCUGACGGGCCACGUGGCGGCGGUGCGCUGCGUCCAGUACGACGGGCGCCGGGUCGUGUCGGGCGGAUACGACUACAUGGUGAAGGUGUGGGACCCCGAGACGGAGGUGUGUCUGCACACUCUGCAGGGUCACACCAACAGAGUGUACUCUCUGCAGUUUGACGGCGUCUUCGUGGUGAGCGGCUCGUUGGACACGUCAAUCAGAGUCUGGGACGUGGAGACAGGAGGAUGUGUUCACACGCUGACCGGCCAUCAGUCGCUGACGAGCGGGAUGGAGCUGCGGGACAACAUCCUGGUGUCCGGGAACGCCGACUCCACCGUUCGAGUGUGGGACGUCCGGACCGGACAAUGUCUUCACACGCUGCAAGGUCCCAAUAAGCACCAGUCUGCAGUGACCUGCCUGCAGUUCUGCAGAGGUCUGGUUCUGUCCAGCUCCGACGACGGGACCGUCAAGCUGUGGGACCUGCGGACCGGCGCCUGGCUGCGGGACGUGGUGGCGCUGCAGAGCCGCGGAUCAGGCGGCGUGGUUUGGCGAAUCAGAGCGUCCGACACCCGGCUGGUUUGCGCUGCAGGAAGCAGGAACGGCACCGAGGAGACCAAGCUGCUCGUUUUGGACUUUGACCUGGACGACACCAACAACGACUCGGACCUGAAAUGAGAGAGAAACCGACCAAUCAGACUGAAGGAGGCGACAGAAACCGACUCUGUUGUUGUUGACCAAAGUCCGACUGAAGUCAGCUGUGAAUGUUACAACACGACCAGAAACGGACGGACGAAAAGAACCUGCUGCUGGACGAUAAAUCAAAAAGAAUAAUGGAUGUAAUAUAUGAAUGUCUGACGAACGAGGGAUUUCACUCCUUUUUCUUUUCUUCUUCUUUUUUUGCUGCUGUACCAAUGAGGAGGUGAAGAUGCUGUUUAAACUAACCAAACCUACCAAACCGUAACGGCGCUCGUCUUCAGUCAGUGUUGAUCUCAGACCGGUGUUAUUUCAGCUGGAAUGUCGUUUUCACAUCAUGAGAGGAGGGAGAGCAAACCCAGAAACCACAACCAGAGCCUCACAUCUGCAACAGCUGGAGCAACUAAAACCUCCGCUGGAAAUAAUAGAAGCAAAAUGAAACCGAUCCACUGCAGGUUAAAAUGGGGGAAAACAGAACAAAGGAUCAAUUAAAGGAAGGAUUUUAACUAUUAAUCAGAAGAUUUGGUCAGACACAUAAAAUCACAACUAUUACUGUUUUUUGUUGGAGAAAUUUUCAAAAACUUCUUGAUUUGAACUGAUUUCCUUCCUGCACUUUCAUCUCCACAUAUACAAAUUAUACAUCAAAAUGCAGGAAUUUUUCUCCUCUUUGACCCGGUGAAUCUGUCACUGCUGUGGGAUUUACAGUUUUCAGUCAAAUCCCCUCAGAGUGCUCAGUUUGCUAGCCUGAAAUCUAAUUCACUCCCGUUUUAUUUCAUCUCUAAACGUUUCCUUCAAAAACUACGCUCAAUAAUUUCCAACACUCAACAUUUCCACCAUAAAUCUCUAAAAGUUUCUUUUAAUUACAGUUGAAAAACAUUUGAUUUGUUUGAGGUUAAAAUUAAGCUCCACCUCUUUCUACAAAAAAGGCGGGAAUCGCCAUGGCAACCAUGUUUUGUUUGUUUUUUUGUUGUUACAGUAACCCAUCAUCAAAUCUAAUUCAAAAACAGCUAACAAAGGGAAGUUGUUGGACUUUCUGUAGUUUUUAAUUUGGUUUUCAACUCGUUUCACUUCAUAAAGUUUGAUAUUUACUUUUAAAUCCGGCAUUUAAUCCAGUCGUUCAAGGCUAAAUCUUAUGUUUUUCUUUGGAGGUGAAAGAAAUGAGGCAGAAAUAUCCAAGUUAUUCGCAGCGAGAGCUGCUCAAGGUCUGUAAAUGUUUCAGAUUGGAGGCAAAAUGCUUCUUUUAUCAUCUUUCUUUAGAAUAAGGAACAAUAAAAACAUUAUUUAUGUGAAGAAAAAAGAGAUUAUUAGACCCUAAACUCCCGCAGCAGACUCCUCUAAAUCCUGCGGAUUUAUUUUAUUCAGCCUUGUAAACUUUCUAAAUGUGAUGA